AUGCAAAGCCCGACCACCUCAAUCGUGCUCUCCCUCUCUCUACGAUUCAGCUUCUAUGUUGUUUCUUUCUCUCUCUGCGAGCCCAAAACUCCGACAUCGGCGAGCCAAAACUCCGACAUCGGCGAUGAAUCGGCAAGUUUGUCGAGGAAGGAGAGACGGCUGGAUAUAGUGAGUUUUCCUGACGAUGGCGAUCUUUUCCUCAGAGAGGUUUCAACAGGGGAAAGAAGGAGGAGUGUUGUGGGAGUGACGGAAGUGAUGCUGAAACAGGAGGCGAUGGAGCAAGAAGUAAAAUUACUUGAGAAUCUCAAUCAGAUAUACUCUGGCUUGCCCGGAAUGUUGGGCUCCUCUUCUUCGGAUACUCCUUCUUCGUCAUCGUCUUCGGCAAUAAGAGCUUGGAGGACUGCCUUUCUGACUCUCCGGGACGAAACCCUAACGAGCAGGCCUAAAUCGAAGUCAAUAACGCAACUUCUCAAUGAUCUCAUUUUCUCUCAUUUCCGGACUCUCAUGUCUGCCGCCCCCGACCUUCCUCCUCACGAGGUGACCUCUGAUCUGCUGUUCUUAAUGGAACUGGCUGCAAGUUCUCCAGGCGGCCAAGAUGUGUCACCUAUCUAUGUUUAUGUUUCCUCUUUGGUGCAUGCAUAUUUGCAAGCUUCAACGUGUGACUCUUCAAUUGAAUUCUUCUUCUUGGGUUGUUGUGAUCAACUGUUUCUCCGCUAUGGUGCACUUCUUCCUCGGCCAAGCUGGUUCCAGACCCCAAUUUUCGUUGGGGCACGCUGUGGAAUGCUUGGGGACCGUAAGGUCAUUAGGAAAGUGAUGGACGUCUUACUGUCUCAGAACUUCCUUGUUGAAGGUGCUCCUGCGACAAGGUUUUAUGUUCCGCUCCUUGGAUUUCUACAUCUGGUUCUUACCAAUGCUAAGGGUUUUCAAAAUGACCAUGUUCCUGCUUUUGUGGCAACUUUGCGAAUGUUCUUUACGUAUGGCCUGUCACAACCCUUAUACUCCACUAAUGCUGGCACACAUAAGAAUGCUGCUAAAUUGAUUUCAGAAGACACUAAGAAAGAGCGUAUUCCGUAUCGCCCUCCUCACCUGCGCAGAAAGGAAAAUUCUUUUGCAUUGGAACUUAUUUCAUCAGAUUCAGAUUGCAGUGACAGUGAUGGAUCUGUUAAAGAUAAUGAUACUAUUAAAAGUUCAAAAGUCAGGACUGCUGCUAUAGUUUGCCUACAAGAUCUUUGUCUAGCUGAUCCCAGAUCCUUUACCACUCAGUGGACUAUGAUUUUGCCUACAACUGACGUACUAGAAACAAGGAAGUUUGAAGCUACUCUGUUGACUUGCUUGCUGUUUGAUCCUUAUUUGAAGGUACGGAUGGCAUCCGCAUCCACUCUGGCAGUCAUGCUGGAUGGCCCUUCAUCAGUUUUCCUGCAGGUAGCUGAGUACAAAGAGUCCAGCAAGAGGGGGCCGUUUAUGGCCCUGUCAAGCUCACUUGGACUUAUACUUAUGCAACUUCAUGCUGGCUUGCUGUACUCAAUCCAGCAAGAAACUCAUAGUAGAUUGCUAGCAUCCCUGUUGAAGAUUCUUGUGCUUUUAAUAUCAGCCACACCGUAUGUAUUCUGUAGCUCAAAAGCUUAG
Molecule: messenger RNA, 1626 nt
Organism: Linum tenue
Lineage: Eukaryota; Viridiplantae; Streptophyta; Magnoliopsida; Malpighiales; Linaceae
Source: the annotation of a GenBank genome assembly